CAUCUCUCCACAUCACUCAUCUGUGCCUGUACAACACACUUUCAAUGUAUGUUCAUUACAGUUCUGCUCAUAUUUGGUGCUGGAGGUGAUGCGUUUCCCUAACUUGCAGUUUGAGGUCUCAUGUCCUGGUGAGCUCUGUCCAGGAUCAAGCAUAAUCCUGAAAAGAAAGACCUUCUCAAAGAGCUCAAGGUUCGAAAUCAAUUUUCUUUGUGACCGGGAUGACAGGAUAGCCUUCCGUUUCAAACUCCACUUUACUAAGUCAGACAUCAUCUGCAACUCCUUCACAGGGAACUGCUGGGGGCAGGAAAAGAGCUCUAGUAACUUCCACUUCAGCACCGACGAGCCAUUCCAGGUUGAAAUUUACUCAAACAAUGAUUACUUCCACAUUUACUUUGCUGACACAUUUCUACUAGAGCAUGUAACCAGCCUGCAAAGCCCUCUGGAAAGAAGUGCGGAAGCAGGGGAGUCAUAUGGAACCCCGGCGGGCGACCGGGACUGGUAUAACGUGUACCAGUCCUCGGAGUUGGACUAUGUGGACUCCUACUGUCCAGCAGAGAGACCUUCCCUCAUCCUGGCCUCGCUUUAA
This is a messenger RNA of Electrophorus electricus (electric eel), 586 nucleotides long. RefSeq names its product galectin-related inter-fiber protein (gene grifin). Gene Ontology annotation, molecular function: carbohydrate binding. NCBI's taxonomy places the organism in Eukaryota, Metazoa, Chordata, Actinopteri, Gymnotiformes, Gymnotidae. The record is from RefSeq and is a predicted model, not a curated record.